Molecule: messenger RNA, 2243 nt
Organism: Sphaerulina musiva SO2202
Lineage: Eukaryota; Fungi; Ascomycota; Dothideomycetes; Mycosphaerellales; Mycosphaerellaceae
Exons: 3
Coding region: 44-1435 (463 amino acids)
Biological process (GO): late endosome to vacuole transport via multivesicular body sorting pathway; vesicle budding from membrane
Cellular component (GO): cytoplasmic side of plasma membrane; ESCRT III complex; multivesicular body
Source: RefSeq, a predicted model, not a curated record
GCCGCUGUCUUCAAAGUACCGCUGCCUUGAUUCCUCAAGCAUAAUGAGCGAGCUUCUCGAGUUCCUGCGAACUCACGAUGAAGCAUUUCGUAGCCGCGCCCGACUUGCUUCUCUCUACAGCGAUUUCCGCUUUCAACGCACCACAAAUCACGAUGGCUACAUAGCCAACUCAUCCGCGUGGCUCCGCGCCUUAUCUUCAGCAGCCAAAGCAGGCCUGGUACCUUCACCCACCGGACAAGCAGGCGGGAACAGCAGAUUCGUGAUUGAGAGUGGAGAGCCUUUGCUGCGAGAGCUGAACACACAAGAGUACGGGAGACCGCUCGCCUUGGGCGCUGUAUUGGAAGACGCCGUGAACAGUAAAGCCCUCGUGCCGCUGAAGGAUUUCCUGGAAAAGAAAGAAUCGCUCUAUCAUAAAAGCUGGAUCCCCACGCCAUGGCAGGUCGUCAGUUGGGGCCUACGCCAAUUAGGCGUGGUUGGAGGUGCGAGCAGCGAGGACAAAUUGGUCAAGGGGAGUUUCGUGGUAGUCGCCAAUGUGGAAGCUGCGGCAAAAGCUGUUGUUGAAAAGGCCAACAAAACAGCUACCAGUGAUUCCGAGCGCAUCUUCUCCCGGGAGCUCUUCGACACCACAUUCUCCGAAACACUGGGCGUGAGCACUCUCAGUCCCAAUGACAUGAACGUCCUCAUUACACAUCUGUCCCGUGACCGCGACGCUAUUGUCUACGAUCCUACCUCUGGAGUCAUCAAAUUUGCAGCCUCUGGCCAACAACACGCGACUCCAAUCACGAAAGAAGACAUUUCAAUCGCUUCUCUGCGCUCUCUCAUCUCGUCGCUCCAGCCCCAGAUCGACCACCUCACAGCACAAAUCCACACUCUCGACAUCCGAGCCCGAAGCGCGGUAACGGAGAAACACCUUCUACAAGCCAAGACUGCCCUUCGACAGAAGAAAGCCGCUACGACGAAAUUAGAACAACGAACAGCUACACUCGCCCAAUUGGAAGAUGUAUAUGCGAAGAUCGAACAAGCUGCUGAUCAAGUUCAGAUUGUGAGGGUGCUGGAACAGAGUGGACAGGCUUUGAAAGCCUUGAACCAAAAGACGGGCGGAGUAGAGAAGGUCCAAGAUGUCAUGGAGGGGUUGAGGAAUGAUAUGAUGGAUACCGAGGAGAUUGGGAAUGCGAUCAGUGAGGUCGCGAUGGGCGAGGUCGAUGAAGGUGAAGUCGAGGAUGAGUUGGAGGCGCUGGAGAGUGUAGAGAGGGAGAAGGUUGAGGCGAAGGAGAGAGCCGAAAGGGAAAAGAGAGAGCAAGUCGAGAAGGAGGAGGCGAUGAAGAGAGAGGCCGAAGAAGCGGAGAAGACAAGGCUGAGGUUAGCUGAGUUGGAUGCGAUCGCGCAAAAGGAGCCUGAGCCGAAGGAGACUGAAGCGCAGAAGGAGGCGAAUUGAAUUUGCUUGUGUUCAGCUCGAUACAGACGAGAGCAUCCUGGACUCGGCAUGGAGACGUGCCCGCGUGCAUACUUCUGGUUGUUGUUCGUCAUUCAGCGUGGUGUCUGGUGUUCCUUGCGGCAUGGCAUGGUAUAGCACGAAAGAGAAGACAAAUUCGAAGCGAAGAUCUCGCGUAUACAACUGGCAACAUUGAAAACCACGCACAAAUCAUCUCUUUCUUAGAUGGAAAAACAAGGGAAACAAAGGAAAAGAAUCAUCGAAGCUGACCUGACGUACGCUACAGACCCAUUCCAUCUUCUUUGCACGACGAACUGGAGAUUCCGAUCUUGAAAUCGCCUACGACAUCACUCACGCCUCUGAGAUUUCUUCUAUCCCCGCCGGUAUGGAAAAGAAAGUGUCGAGACGCGGAAUUUGGGACCAGGAAAGCUUCCGAAAUGGCUACCUUACCUUCUUGUUCCCAAGGUGGCUGGGGAAGGUAGGUGUGCUAGAUGUUUGGAUGGACCCUUUCUGGGUUUGCCAAGAUGUGUGUGCGAGAGAGAAAAUAGACACGGUCAUAAUUUUCUCUUUAUUCUCCUUUUUGCUGACACAUUUUUCUACGGGAAUAUCGGGACUUGAGAUUACAUGGAAUAUUUCAAGGAUGCGAAAGUGAAAAUGCUAGUAAACAGAACGGGAAGGGCACGAGGGGUGUGUGUGGAGCAUAUGGGGGAGUCGAGGACUGGAUGAUGGCAUCUUUCUUGCGCACCAGAGGGCAAGGUGCGCGAGUAUCUGUGGAGGAAUUUGAAAGUUCUACGGAUCCAGUGGCUUGCAG